AUGUGCUGUGCUUGGAUCAGCCCAUCGAGGUUUGGCCUGAGAAAGGUACCCAAAGGCAACUCGUCCAUGCGCCUGAUUUUGGUGAGCAUAUUAACGGACAUCUGCGGUAGGUACCUUGUCGGCUUCCAAGGCCAGCAUCUUAUCCGGAAGGGCAAGCUACCCGUCAGAUUUCUCCUCACCUGCAAGCUGGUUCGUCAGAAGACCACCUCCAAGUUCUACGGUGCGAUUCAGUUCCGCUUCUCAGGCCUCAAUGGCACCUCCAUCAUCUGCGCUUUCCUCGGCACAACCUGUGUCUGGAAUGAUCGUUACCUGAAGACCAUCACCAUUCCCUUCUGGUCCGUGGCACAUUACUCCAUCUACUGCCUCCAUGCCAAGGUGUUGCCCCUGAUACUGGCAGAGCGACUCAUCUAUCUGACGCCCCGGACCCUGACCCACAAAGGGUUACGAGACUUCCGAACGGCGGCAGUACACCUUCUGCACGGAAUUAAGGGCACUGAUAUCUCCCGACUUCAACUGGUCUUGCCUGAGUGGUACGAGUACGCCGCGCGAUCUCACCAGGCCAAGAUCUGGACCGCUCUGGAACAGCUGGCCGCUAGCAUGCGUAGCAAGCAAUCGCCCACAUCCUUCGUCAUCAUUGAAAUUUCCCACCUUUGCCAUGAGGACCAGCGUGGAGAUAUCGAUGGGAACGUGCGGAUCUCCGCAUCCAACGCCAAUCUCCUGGAGCAGCUUCAUUGUGUUCUUCCCGAAGCUGCUCUCAGCAUCGCAUACUACAAGCUGAACGGUGCCUGGGAGGUUGAUAGGCGGGUGGGCUUCGACACGUUCCUUCAUUUAGUAUCAAAUAGGCAUGGUCUCUGCCUUCCGGAUAUCCUUCCAGAGUGA
Molecule: messenger RNA, 879 nt
Organism: Paraphaeosphaeria sporulosa
Lineage: Eukaryota; Fungi; Ascomycota; Dothideomycetes; Pleosporales; Didymosphaeriaceae
Exons: 1
Coding region: 1-879 (292 amino acids)
Source: RefSeq, a predicted model, not a curated record